This is a messenger RNA of Labrus mixtus (cuckoo wrasse), 1762 nucleotides long. It is a transcript of the gene zmynd10, whose product is annotated as zinc finger, MYND-type containing 10. NCBI's taxonomy places the organism in Eukaryota, Metazoa, Chordata, Actinopteri, Labriformes, Labridae. Bases 269 to 1621 code for a protein of 450 amino acids. The record is from RefSeq and is a predicted model, not a curated record. Gene Ontology annotation, biological process: motile cilium assembly; outer dynein arm assembly; inner dynein arm assembly. Gene Ontology annotation, cellular component: cytoplasm; centriolar satellite. The transcript has 12 exons.
AAAGUAUAUUUUGCUAGUAAUAUUUGCUUUUAUUUUGCAGUGUACUGCUGUUCUAGACACUUUAUCUAUUACUUGGAGAUGCACCGCCCCCCUCUGGCGGCAGGGAGGUACUGCGCUCCGCGUGCGCCUAGUUUACAGUCACCAUGACAACCACUGGGCGUGUAGGUAAUGGUAUCACUUACAUUAGUUAACUUCGACGGACUGAAGUAAACAGUGAAAGCUAUUGCCCAUUAACUUAAGUUUUUAAGGAGUCGUUUCCUACAACAAAAUGGAUGUGUCUGUAAUUCUGCCUGUCGAAGCGGAGGGGUUUGUUCAAAGUCUGGAAACUUUCUCCCUGAAGGAAGUAGGCUCUUCGAGGUGGUUCAAACAACACGAGUACAUAGAGAAACUUAACAUGCAGGCGAUAUUGAACGUUUCUGCCACAGAUGAUGAGUUUGUCAAGGAGCUCCUGGUGUCACAUGGAAAGAUAUCGGUUCUGGUAGGUGAAAUGAUCCUUGUUGAAGUGUGGAAACACAAAGUUUUCCCCAUCCUAUGUAAACUGCAGGAUUUUAAUCCCAAGAACACGUUUCAUCUUUACAUGGUGAUCCACCAUGAAGCCACGAUAAUAAACCUGCUUGAAACCAUAAUGUUUCACAAGGAUUCCUGUGAGGCAGCUGAUGACUCUGUGCUUGACUUGGUGGAUUACUGCCACCGCAAACUCACCCUGCUAGCCGGCAAAGCAACAAGGGAGGGCAACACGACUCAUGGCCAAAAGAAACUGACAGGGAACACCAUUAUGUCCUCUAUGGAGGAGUUACAGUCACAGAAUGCUGACUUGGAAUUUGAAAUCUCACUGAAAGCGCUCUCUGUGCUGCGCUACAUCACGGAUCACACUGACUGCAUCAGUGUUAUUAAUCGCAUGCUGUGCACCCACAACAUGCCGUGUGUACUUGUUCAGCUGAUUGACUGCUGUCCUUGGAGCCGCUGUAGAGAAGGUGUGGUGGAAAAGUACAUAAAUGGCAAAUGGCAGAAGAUUCCUCCUGAGGACCAUUUAAAGAUGACCAAACUUGAUGGUCAGGUCUGGAUUUCACUUUACAAUCUGCUGCUGAAGGAGGACUGCCAAAGGAAGUAUGACUUCAACAGCUUCAACAAGAGCCAGCUUCUGAAGCUGCGAGGUUUUCUGACAGAAGUGUUGAUCGAUCAGCUGCCAAACCUGGUGGAACUGCAGCGUUGCCUGGCUCAGCUUGCUGUCACGGACCCCGACCCGCCUAAAAAAGAACUCAUUUUAGAACAAAUCCCAGAGAUGUGGAGCAACAUUGUGAGAGAGAAUUCUGGGAAGUGGAAGGCAAUAGCCAAAUACCAGGUCAAAGAAACAUUCAAUCCAUCUGAAAGUGACUUGAGGCAACAGGCACAGAGGUUGGCCCAGACGUACAACUUAGAUGUGAUGGAGAGUUUACUCCCUGAGAAGCCAAAAUGCGGCUCCUGUGGGAAAGAGGCUACAAAGAGAUGCUCUAGAUGUCAGGGAGAGUGGUACUGUCAGAGAGAAUGUCAGGUGAAACACUGGCCUAAACACAAGAAAGCCUGCCAGCUGAUGGCUGAGGCCACCGAGAAGAUUCAGAGGGACCUACAGAUCAACAGCUAAGAGGGACAGAAGAAAAGAGAACAGAUGCGCACGUGGAUGAUGCAAAACUGCAAAACUUCAUUACCUGUUUCAGAAUAUUGUGUCCCUUCCUAUCAUCAUAUAUCUUGGCAGUGUGUUUAAUAAAUCUAUCUUCUUACUUUU